Cinara cedri is the source of this 14095-nucleotide messenger RNA. The record is from the annotation of a GenBank genome assembly. NCBI's taxonomy places the organism in Eukaryota, Metazoa, Arthropoda, Insecta, Hemiptera, Aphididae.
CCCGCCGCCGCCGACGCCGCCCGAUCAGUCGUUAUCUUGGACCAGCACCGCGCCGACGUCAAUCACUCGCCAUCGCACCAUCACGCUGCAACAAAACCGCCGUGUAAAUUAAACACGUUACCGAUAAUUCGGUCGGCCGUUUCACGCGUUAUCGCCCCGUUACGUUUCGCGUCGCGCGUUUCGUAUUUAUUUAUUUAUUUAUUAUUUUAUUUUCGUCUCGCGAAAAUGGCGAACAACAGAGCCACCAAGUCCGGUUUCGCCGCCGAAGCGCAACGCAAAGUGAGUGGUAUUUCGGUAUUUGUAUAACGAUAAUAUUAUUAUUCCGCAACAAGUUUCUGUUAUUCCCCGUUUUUGUUUUUUAUAAUACAGCGCACGCCUCGUGUAUUCGGGCGGGUACAAUUAUUAUUAUUAUUAUUAUUAUUAUUAUUAUUACUAUUGUCGGCGUCGGCAACGUACAGCUGCUAGGCUAUUUGCGACCGACGGGUCGCGCAGCCGGCACCUGUUGGUCUAUCUAUACAUUAUUUCACCGUUUCGUAAUAUUGUUUAUGAUUUAAGUCAAUUUGUAUUUAUGAACGCGGUCGAUUUCCGUUUACGUACGAGUAAAAAAUACAAUGUCGAUGAAGACCCCGGAUGGGGUUGAUAACAAUCGUGUAUCGAACCGGCCGAUUCGCCAUAGAAGCAGUAUCCUUCCUCCCGCCCACUCGCCGGUUUUAUUGGUACUAACCGUAGUUACCCGGUGCGCGCGGACCGUUUAACAGCGUGUUGAUUGGAGAAAGCGUCCCGGCGCAAUGUUUUCUCGUGCGUAUAGGUGCGCCUGGGCCCGGGGUCAAAAAGUCGUCCCACCCGCGCCGCGGAGUGUCCGUCGUGGCGACGGUGAUGAUGAUGAUGAUGACGACGACGACGCGGUCGGAAACUAUUAUAUUGGUUUGCGCGACGCGAUACCCAACCGGCCGGGCACCGCCGCACGUCCGGUUCGCCGCGCCGUAAUAAUAAUGCAGUCCUACGACGCGACAAGCGCUGCGAAAUGUCGCGUACCCCGUCGUACGGGUGCCGCGCCGUUGACGUGAGUAUCGCGCGGGGACAAGCGAUAAUGUUAUUACACAACACGUUAUCGUCUGAUCGCGGGCGUCGUCGGUCGGUCGCUCGCAACGAUAUUUUCGCAUGUUGAAAAUCUAUUAUUGUAAAUCGCAAUCAAGGCCGGUUUCGGUUGUGCGGCCGGCCGGAGUUCGAUUCGGACGCGCGACAAAAGAACCGGCGUCGGGCAUGACGAAUCCGUUGUUGUUUUCCGACCCGCGGACACCCGAACUACCGGCACUGACUGUACCGAAUUCCAAGGUCCCGACGAAUCCGUAGCGCGUAGGUAGCCGCGCGCGUACGCCACAGCGGGUACCGAACGUUUAGACGUCCGCGCCGGCGGCGGAUCUCCGGAUACCGCGGCGGUGGGUAAUCGACGAAAAUAAAUCAUUACAAUCUCGCGGCGGGAUCGCGUCGUCUCCGGAAACGUCGGGGAACCGAAGCGAUUUUUAUCCCCGCGGUAUAUUUGAAAUUAACGAGAAUUGCGAUUUUUUUUUUUUUAUCGAUUUCGAUAAGUGUAACUUAGACCGAUAUCAUUAUUGUUGCUGUUGAUCCCACGGAAGCGCCUUUAAAAUAGUUGUCACGGCGUUUCGCGUUUUCCAGUUUGCCACAGUAAACGUACGAUACGUGAAAACGCUUGGAAAAGUUACCGUAUUGAGUGCGUAACAAAAUAAUAUACCUAUACACGAGAAUAACAUACGCGAUAUUUGUCGAUAUUUAUGAAAGUGUACGAACUGUAAUGAAAAUAAACAUCGGUAGUGGAGUGGAGGGCCGGAAAAGAGACGGUCGGAUGUGAUCGAGAAUGAUAUUGGGCAUGGGGACGACCGGUGUAUGCGACGUGGGAGAUCGGGCCGAGAGGAAGUUUAGAACGAAGUUUAAAAUGGAGAUUGAAAUUCAAGUUCCGGAUUAAUUUCGUACGGAUUCCCGGACUAUUUCGGGGGCGUUAUUGCGAUAUUGCUGUCGGUUUGAACCGUCAUUUCGAGAGAGGGGAGAGGGGGGGGGACGAAGGACGCAAGUAUACUGUCCUGUGCGCGUUUCGUUUGUCAAUCCGCGCGGCCUCGUCGCGAUGUCGUCGUUGUCGUUCGCCCGUCCCGCCGGAGGAUUCGGCGAACGGCGGAAAAAGAUUGAGAAAAACGCAUAACGCCACCGGGGUAGAACGUGUGUGGCGAGGCAGUGCCGCGCUUGGCGCCAGAAAAAUGCAACUAUGAAAAUCACCCAACCCCCGUCUGCUGUUGGGGACGUUCGCUCGUGCGUUUGUCAUGAACAUAUUCAAUCGUGCCGGAGUUGACAAUUUGCAAAAGGCGCCCGGCGAGGUGGGCACCUCUCUCGCGCGCGCGCACCCCCUCCUCCCUCCCCAACCGCCACCGAGGCGCGGCCCCGUAGUGUAGACCGUACAAUUCAACUGAAAUAUUUGUCGGACCGCCGCUCCCGGGCCGAACCGAUUGAUUCGGUUUUUGUCGGGGAAAUUCGCUUGCGAGUGCGUUACGCGUGCGUGUAUUAUUUUGUUUUUUGUUGUUGUUUUUUUUUUUUUUUUCGCGUUUGUAACUGCGCGCGCUCGGUUAUAUUAUAUUAAUGGUAUUAUCGCCGACCGUGGCGUCACGUUACUUUUAAUAAUAAUAAUUGGACGCGAUGACGAAAAAAAAAACAAUUGUUAAUAAUAAUUUUCCGCGAACAAUAUGCUCGUAUUACGACACGUUUUUUUUUUUUUUUUUUUUGUCUCUCUUUCUUUUUUCACACUAUUAUUUUCUCGUUAUAAAAAUACCGUAUUUCUAUACACGGCAAAUAUUCGGUGGUUAUUUCUGUGUGCGGCGCCGCGACACGCUUUGUGCGCAACAAAAAUCCCGAACGCGCCCUACGAAAAAUUAAAAACGUACACCCGCUUAUAAAUCUAUUAUUACACGGACGACAGCCACGUGGUGCCGUAGAUUUAAAGAAAACGUUUUUUUUUUUUUGUUUUUUAUUAUUAUUAUUAUUAUUAUUAUUCAUACGGGGCUUUCAAUCUGUCAUAAGGCGGCACUCAUUAUGGCGGAAAGUAUUUUUUCGAACAGCUCAUAAAUAGCUCUAAAAAUGUUACAUUACCGUUGGUUUUUUUGUUAUUUUUAUUUUCGGGGGUGAAACCUUUUUUGAAUAUUUGAAUAUCAUUGAAUAUCAUAAUUACGCAGGACGGUAGUUGUGACUCUUGUGCCGUCGCCGUAAGCAUUUGCAAGUCGAUGUAAUUAUUUAGCGUGGGUGGUUGACCGGUUAUGUGUGGUGUCCGAACACGAUCGUGUUAUAGAAGCCAAUGAGUGUGUGUGCGUGUGUGUUCGAAAACGCCGAUCUCGCGACAAAUUAUUUAUAAUUGUAAUUUUAAACCGAUGGGGGCGGGGGAGCAUGUAACCCGCCUAGCCUCCUGCUGCUCACGCUGUUGCACGGGAUCGUGUGUCGCCGCCAAGAAAAUUGGCGGCAGGGUUUCGUCCCCGGCCGAUUGUCAUUGUUGACCGUAAUAUUAUUGCGUUUGCUUGCAUUUUCGUUGUCCAGUGUAAAGGAUGAGAAAAAAAAUACAAACCUAGUGGUCGGUAAUUAUGCAAACGUUAACGCCUGCGAGUGAUUUACAUGAGCGAUCGCGACGUUUUGGUGAUUUUAAACGACCGUUGGUCGAGAGGGGUCGCGUAUAAUGAACCGCCGUCGGAACAGCGUGUGAACUGUGGCGCAUCCAUUUACCGCUCCUCUUAUAAUAUUAUCCUGCAGUGUUAUCCUUAUGCUAAUAAUUCUGUCAAUAUUCAUUAUUUUUGUAUUUUUGUAUUUUUUUUUUUCAAUCGGAUUUUGUGCGAAGGGGGCACAUAAUAUGUAGCGAAUAAUUGCAAUUUUAUUUCCAUCCCUUCAUUUAAGGGAUGAAACGUACGAGAUAAGCAAUCACAAUCAGCGCGGCAAUUUCAUCACAUUUUCUAUUGAGUAUUAAUUGUUUGCGUGUGAAACCAUUUUUAAUAUGAUUGUACGAUACAUUAAAGUUUUUAGAAGAGUAUCUUUUCGAGAUUAUUUUGAACAUUUUUAAAAGUGGUAAAAUAAAGUUAUUUUUUUCAGUGAUUAAGGCAGUGCUUAGUCUUAGGAUUUUUAUUUACUCCCCGAAGUGCAUUUAAAAGUUUGUUUUUAUAUAAGUCAUAUGAACUUUAAUACUUAAACUCCAUCUUAAAAAAAAAAUUUGCACGAAGAAAAUUAAAUUGAGAAAAAAAAUUUAGCAGAGAAAUAACUGCAGAAAAACGCUGCACAAUCGCGUGGUGUGUAAGCAGAUAAACAAAAUGCUUUUAAAAUAUUUUGGAGAAAAAAUGUUUAAUUUUAGCUACCGGACGGUCCACAAUUAAAUAUGCGCGAUUCAGGUUUACAUAUACAAGGUAAAUUUGUAAAUUACACAAAUACCUAGUAGGAAUUCAAUUACUCAACGAUAAGGAAAAUUAUAUUUUUUGUAAAGUGCUCACAUUCGUGAAGCCAACUGCACUUUUGAUAUUUCCUACUACCCAAUUUAGGUUUUAUUGCCCGUUAUAAUAAGACCUGGAUUAAGGGAUGAAAAUAAAAAUAUAAUUUUUCUCUACAAAUAUGUCACCCUUAAAACCCUAUUUGAAAAAAAAAAUGAUUAUUGACAGUUAUUAGAGUAAGGAUAACAACUGUAGGAAGUGAACCUUGAAUACGUAGGCAUCCGAACUCGUUUUCAAAUUCUGUUCGAAAGUGAAACACUAUAGUACCAGCGAGUAUUUGUUGCGGUCUUGCAAUUAAAAGAAAUAUCGAACGUGUUGUUUCCAAAAAAAAAUAUAUAUAUAUAAGUAUCUAUUCUAGUUCUGAGCAUCAAAUCCGGAUCGAUCCGGAUUGAAACAAACGUUACAAUCCGUUUAAUCCUGACCGUUACUUUUAAUUCGGAUUGUGAAUACUAAUCCGGAUUAUAAAGUGUUUUAAAAAUUAUUAUUAUUUUUUUUAUAAUUUUUUUUCUAAUCUAAAUCUAUUUCUAGAAUUAUUUAUAUGGAUUAAAUGGAAUGAAUCCAAAUCCGGAUUAUGAAAUUAUGAUCCGGAUUCUGGAUGGGUCAACGUAUUGCUUAGCGCUAAUUUAUACCAGUGGUUCUUAACCGGUGUUCCGCAAAACACAGAUGUUCCGUGAACUUAGUAUAAGUGUUCCGCCAAAAUUUUAAAAUCGGUGAAAAAAAUCGAUAAAUAACAACGGAUCGAACUCCGGAAUAAAAUUGUCCGAAAUAACAAUAGAAGAAUUUUGAAUUUCCGUUCAAACCGAACUUAAAAUCAUUUCUUUUUCAAUUACAAUUGUAUUACAAUUUUCAUCAUCUUACUUGUUUAAGCUUGAAUUUUCAACAUUGACGAAUAUCAAGACAAAAAAAAAAUGAGAAAGGCUGAAAAAUAUAGAAGAGGAAAUGAGAGUGGCAAUAUCCUGCAUACAGCCGGAUAUUGAAAAUAUCUCUAAAAGUCAUCAGGUUCUAAUAUCUCAUACGAAGUAUUCCAUUUCAAACUGUUACAUUUCUUUGAACAUUCUUUAUUAUUUUAUUAUUUUUUUAGUGACUAACGUGGUAUGCAAACUGUUUUAUGCUAUACAUACACUGUUUAAUAUAUUAAAAAAUGUAUGUAAAUACAUUUUAUUUUACAGAUGUGUUCCGCGAAAACCUUAUAAAAUGUUAAGUGUUCCUUAAUUCGGUUAAGAACCACUGAUCCGUACGAAUAUUACGAAUAGUUACAGUGCGCCACAGUAGUGCACACCUAAAUAUCGCGUUGGCGAAUAUAACAAUAAUAUUUUAAACUCGACACUGGACUAAAUUAAGACUAAAUUCUUGCGUGUUGAUAAGAGAAUAUUAAGUUAAACGACCCGGCGCGCCAACAAAACAAUAACAAUUAUCACGAAAACAACGCCUUUUCGAACGGAGAGACGUCUGGACGGUGUACCUAUUAUAAUCAUAUUAGAGAAAUACUUUUUUUUUUCAUUACCAAUAUUAUUUGACGGAAAUGUGAACACGAUUAGUGACUUGAGUGUAACGUUGUAAAUAAUAACGUUUGAGACGGGUUAUUUUAUAUUUUAUAAUAUGAUAAACCACUACAAAUCCGUUGCUAUCUAAACCCACGGACGACUCGCUCCCUCCAAUCGACUAUCGAAAGGGUUCCAAUAGGUUUUGUACUUGCAGGUCGUGCCUAUAUAAAACGAAAGUUUUAACUUGUGCCACAAUUGAAAUACAUCAAUUGUUUGACAUAACACCGUGAUCGCGGAAAGAGAUGACGCGUAUGCUGGUGGCCAAAUGGGUUUCAUCGAGGAGCAGAAAAGAUUUCUGGAGGGCAUGACCAAAAAUCACGGCUCCGCGUCGCAGGUCACAAGUCACACCGAUUCGUCAACAGUGUGUGACCGGCGAAACGAACUUCGUUUAUUUUGUAAACCGCUUCCAAUUUUAAAGGGAAAUAAUCGCCGUUUACUAUCAACGAAUUUGUUGUGCGCAGUUUCGAUUUCGCGUUAUUCCGUUCACAUUUCAAUUACUAACCUAAGUCCGUGGGGUGCCGCCGUGUGAACGCUAGGUUAUCAAAAUUGUAACGAGUGUCACGAACUCCAACACCUUUCCCGUGCCCCCGAGAGAAAAAAUGUGUGUGUUUCGCAAGCAAAUACUUAGCUAGCUACGCAUUAAGACAUGUGCGAGACAUUGUUAUCGUCAGCAAUAACUAUGGUGCCUACUAUAUAGCCGCGGCAUAGAUAGGUUAUAACCGCAGUGGUUACGAUAGCGUCGAUGCUUAUUAUUACGAGUCAAAAAUAUUUUAGUAAAAUUACCCCCGAAAAAUGUUCCCCCGGGCACCCGCCGCCGCAUUACACGUGACGCCGUAGACAGGCCGGAGAAAAAACGCGACUGAAUAUUGUACGUCUGGACGAUUUUCUUCUCGUACAGACGGAUGUCAGCACGAGAAAUGUACACCGUAGGUGUCCGUGUAUGAUUUUUUUUUUGUUCACGUGUCCGUCGCCCAACAACAACAAAAAUAAUAAUAAUAAUAAUAAUAAUUUAAUAUUCUUCUCGUACGUUCGGUGCUCGUGUGUGCGCGUGCGUGAUAAUACGACUGUGUAUAAUUGUACAGGUAAAAAUGUAAUAAACGUGUUGCACACACAUUAUCCGGCCAUUAAGUAUUGAAUGACUCCCGCAUACCGCUCGGUCGGUAUAAAAUGUCUGUUAUUCUGUCUUUUCGGAUGAUAUUCGUCGCCGCGCAACGGACACCGAACCGGUUUUUCCUUCCAACGUCGGACGCGGCGAAAACGCGGCCGCGAUCCUUUUGGAAUCACUUCUCCGGCAUACCAAAGUUAAAAAGUCGUCGCGUAGGCGUCGUAGUUUACGUCGUUUUUCUUUUCUUUUUUUUUUUUCUUGUUUUUUUCUAUACAAUCUCGCCGCCGCCGGUCCUGGUAACUGGGAGACAUGGUCACGACCGCGCGUAGCAGUACUCGUAGAAAACGAUUAUUAUCUUUACGCGCAUACCUACACAGUAUUAGCGCAGAGAAAUAACAAUGUCGUCGGUUUGUCGCUUUGGACGAUUAAUGUAGCAUAUAGUGUGGCCAGGGGUGGGUAAUCCCAACCGAGUUAUUAUGACGAUAUUCGUUAACCAAAGGCGUGCCCGGGAUCAACAAUUUGGUCCUCCGGUUAUGCGUUUAAUGUGUACCAUGCGCAUUGUGUUUUUUCUAACGGGCAUUUUUAAUUUUUUUUUUUUUUUUUUCAAACACAAAUUGAUGUUUAUUAUUUAUUUAGUUACGUAGUAAACGGAUUUUUUCUUUUUUCACAAUUCAGCGAACUCGUCAAUAAUCUCUAUAGGAUUUUAAAUUGCAAAACUCCCUUUGGACGUCACUCGAUACGCGGUGAACUGCGAAAGAAAAAGAAAAAAGAUAUUAUUUUCCACUUUUUCGCUUUAUCGUAUUAACAAAUUACGUUUCUUUGAAAAUUAAAUUAUAAUGUAAAAAAAAAAAAAACUAAUUCAGUUGUUACUAUUUAAGGAUUCAAAUCCAACUGGUAAGGUUUCAACUGGCCACGCGUGGUUUUAUUUAUACCUACAUUUUUCGUCAUUCUAGUCCGUUUUAAUAUGAUACACAUAUUAUAAUCAGUAUUCUACUUAAAAUAUUCCAGUUGCCGAGCACCAACAUAAUUACGCUUUAAUAAGUGGACGCCACACUCCCAUCUGUACCGUAUCCGUCUUACAAACGCACGGCAAAGCAAACUUAUGUUCAGUAUAGAACACAUGUUGUGCCGCUAGUUUUUAUAUUAAAGUGAACUGACUUAUUGCCGAAAAAAAGUCAAGUGCCCGGUGGUUUUGGUUUUAUUUAAAUUGUGAUGUUUCACAUGUUAUGCUCGUACAUUUUCCUCGUAAAUUACAAAUUAAUAUCGAAAAAACACCGUCGUAUAGAGGCACAGAUAAUGUUCUCACCUUUAAUUAUGAUAUGAUAGCCGAUGUGUAAAAAUUCACUUUAAUAUUUUAUAACUUUGGCACAACAUUUGUUUUUUCGCGCUAUUGUAAGACGGAGACAAUAUAGAUGCAGGUGCAACGUCCUUUUAAUAAUAAAUAAUUUACCCCGUAAGUAGGUUAGGUUAGGUUCAAAAUAUUGUCGUUAUAGUUAUACAAUAAUAUUGUAAUAUGGGUGAGGUUCGCAGUUUAUAAAUAAUACAGUUAUUACAAUAAUUUGACGAAUAUACGACUUUACUUUAUUCAACCAUAAUAUAAAUCCUCAAUAUACCAUAUUAUAUGUAUGGAAAAACAAUCCGUUCAUAAAUUCCCAUUCAAGUACCAAUUUGUUUUUGUAUUAUUCAUAUAUAUAUAUAUAUAUAUAUAUUAUAUAUAAAUAUAAAAAUAUAAUAUAUAUCAAGGAUGGGCAACUGGCUUAUAUUUUUUAUCUGGCCCGUGAUACAAUUUCAAAUGACUUUAUAACAUUUUAGCGUUUAUUUGUUUUCUAUUACGUUGAUCAUAAAUACAUUUUCAAAAAUCGUCUUCAAAUAAAUUUAUUUAAUAAUCUUAUAGCAGUCAUAAUUGAAAAGCAAGAUGUUUCACUUCAAUUCUAAUUAUGUGAAUUGCAAACAGAUCCAUUUUUAUCAGAUCUACAUAAGAGAUUGGUACGUCAGUUUGGAAAACAUAACCAGUUGAAACAUAUCAAAUUAAAGGAAAAAAAUCGCCUUACAGAUGAAACAUUAAGUCAUCUAUUACGUGUUUUCACUUCUAAAAUAAAAGUUGAUUUUACUGAAUUGUCAUCUACACAAACUAAAAUUUCACAUUAAACAAGUUAUAAAAAUUAUACAAAAUAAAUUCUAAUUGUAAAUUUGAAUGACUUUUUUUUUUGCUUUCUUUGCUCUAGUCCGCUAGAUUUUUAUGUUCUGAAAAUUGGCCAUUUAGUAACUUUGAGUUGCACAUCACUGAUAUAUAUUAUCUUUAAUAUAUAUAGUUAGAGACAUGAGAAACGUUAUUUAGAAACUGGAACUCGAAUAAAAAUACUAUUCACUCGUAUUAUAUUUCGUAUGCACAAAAUAUAUAUAACUGUAUAUAAUAGUGUCUGAUAUAUGGUACACGAAUUUGUGUGAAUUUAUAAUAAUAAAUCAUACAGUUUAUCGCCUUGGAUUACAGCGAAAUUUUGACAGAUACAUCACGCGGAGAUGAAGAGGAGUACAUUAAACUAGAAAUAAAUGAAUUAUUAAUUCAUCAAAGUAGAUUGUAAAAAUGAAUUCAGAACAAAAAACUAUUCAGUGUAUAUAACUGUAUAUUAUUAUAAAAGGAUACACUCUGAUUAUUUUAUACUUUUUAACGAAUGCAUUUUUGAAUUAAUUUUACUUAGUAUACUUUAACGAAAAUCAUAUUUAUGUAUGUAUGUAUGUAUGUAUGUAUAUAGAUAUGCAUGUAUCGUAUUUGAACAGUUUCAAAAUAAUAUGUACAAAUGACUAAAUAGUAAACACUAUAAUAUAUUAUAUUUGUUCUUGAUUGGAGUUCAACGUUAUUAACAAAUAGCCAUUAUUAUAAUUUACAAUGUGUAAUAUACAUAUUAUACAUUAUCAAUAGGUCAAACGAACGAGAAUUAUACUGUUAUUAUUUGUCGUGUUAAUUAUUGUAAUUAUUUAAUACAUUUUUUAAAAAAUUCCGCUGACUAUACAUAUAAUAUUCUCGUAAUAAGGAUAAAUUUAUCUUAAAAUAUGUAUUUAUCUAAUAACUGAACUACAUAAUAUAUAAUAUCAAAUUUCGCUAAAGUUUAACUUUAAUAUAUAAUUCAUCUACAUUUUUUUUUUUCACUUUUCAUUACCUAAUUUCGAACUAAGUGUAGGUAUUGGUUAUUAUAUAAAAAAGUAUUGUAACAUUUUCGACGUUUCAACCAUAUGGUUAAUGUUGGUAAGUUACUCGAGUUACGAUAUAGAAUUUAUAGGCAAAUUAAUUUUGCGAUGGGAUACAAUAUUUCUAUAUGUAUAGCGUGCGUAACACACAUGCAAUAAUAAUUAUUAUACAUGCACAUGAUUUCUAUAAUGUACAAUUCCUUAUUUAGCUAAAUUUUGUUUAAUUGUAGUUCAGUGAUAAACCGUUUGUACCUAAUAAUAUUGUGUGUGAUGAAGGGGUUUUUGUUUACUAUCAUUAUAUAUAUAUACAUAUAUAUUUUUUUUCACGAAAUCCUUGAUUCCUUCUCGUGUAGCAUUAACAGAUGGCCUCAUGUGUGUAUCAAUCGAUGAUUCAUCAUUGUUUUUUCUAUAUAUGGCCGUGUCGCUUUAUUAAAUAAGAUACCGUAUAUGGCCAAUGUGGGUCGAUCAGUACUAUCGCCCGUUUGCUCAGACAUCUCACCAUUACGUACCACGUAUAAUGUGCUCGCGUAUAUAGGUCAGCGAUUUGUCCGGGCCAAACACCCGCCAGGAUAAAAUCACGGGAGGCGAUUAUUAUUAUACAUUUUUUUUUUUAAUUAUAUAUUUUUAUUUCUCGUUCCAAAGUUUAAAUAAAAUGUUAUCCAUAUUUACGCGGAACACACUGUAACAUAUCGAUAUAAUAUUGCGAAACAUUAUAAUGUAUCAUAUAUUUUAUUGAAGCGAAAAAUCAAUAAAAUAUACCUACCAAAAUGUUUGGUUUAAACUAUAUUGUAUAGUGUAGAUAUUUCCAUUUUCCAUUACAACAUUCGAUAAUAAUUUGAAAAAUAAAAAUGAAAUUCAAAUUAACACUUAGUAAUAAAUGCUUGUUAACAUUAUAUAUAUAUAUUGUAUAUAUAUUACAAUACUGUAGCUUUUGAUAAUAAUUUUAACCUACAAACAAGUACUCCUACCUACCCUAGUACCCUAAAUGUAUUAUUUAACCGUUUAAUAAAAUUUAUUCAAUAUGAAUAUAUAUAUAUAUAUAUAUAGAAAUAUUAAAUUGAGAAUUUAAACCAACCAUUAUAUUUCUGAUAAACUAUAAUCACUUAUCAGUUUGUGUACCCAACUUUGUAUUUGCAUACGAUUUUGGCAAUCCAUAUCAGUGUAGACAAAUAAUAAUGAAAAACUAUAAUAGUGUUGCAAUAUUAAAUAGUAUAUUAUUCAAAUGUUUUGAAUUAUCUCUCAAACGUUUAUUAUUACAUUGUAAACUUACUCAUGAUUCCGCAUAUACAUUUCCAUAGCUAUAUUACGUGCCUGCUUCUUGACUACUAGAAAUUAAAAAAAAAAUAAUAAUAAAUAAACAGUAGAAACGAGUGUUUUAUUGGCUGAUUUUAGCGAUGACAUCAGCGCCUAAUUAUUCCACGUUCAGCACAUUCUCGAGAAAUGUAUUGAGGACUUGAAUAUAAAGUGUUAUCCAUUAGUUACUUAUGAGUCAAAAGAAACGCGUAUGCAAAAAAAAAAAAUUCAAUAUCGAUGUGCUUAGUAAUGACUUAACUCAUAAGUAUAAUAAAAGAGUAUAUAUGUAUAUAUUUAAAAUAAUAAAUGUUUAUUAAACUUAUUUGUGAUAAACAAUUUUUUUUCAUUAUCUAGUCCUACUUUUAAUCUGUAAUAUAAUUAAAAUAAAAUCAUGAAUAAUAUAAUAUAGUACAGUCUAAAAUGUUAACUUGUUUGCUUUUAUGUAUAAAUAUACAUAGGUAAUAGAGUAUCCAAGGGGAGGGCUAAAGGGGUAUUAGCCCCCCUCCAUGGGUCCGGUAAAAUACAAAAAUAUAUUUACCUAUAAAUAGAUCAACUAUUCAGCAUUGCCAAUAAAAUUAUAUAAUAUAAUAUUUGCACUACUUAUUAAAAUAAUUAUGUAUUUUAUAGACAUUUUUUUUAGUCCCCUUCCCCAUUAAAAAAUUCUGUAGAUAAAUAUAUAAACUUUUUAGUUAUAGUUUAAACUUGUAAUGUAAAUCAAUUAAUUGUAAUUAAUUUAAGGCCAAGUUCGUUGAAACAUUGUAAUAGUCUUACUCUUGUAAAUUAUUAUUGAAAUCUAAAAAAAAAAAACACGUUUAUCUACUGCAUACAGUGUGAGAACAAUGAAAACAAUCAUAAAAGUCAUUCAAAAUAUGCUAUUGAUCUUGUCCAAUGCCUCAAAAUAACCUUUAAACUAUUUAUUUAAUUUUAGAUAAACAGCAAGUAUAGUGAAGAGCUAGCCCAAGAAUGUUUAGAGUGGGUGAGCAGCGUUACUGGUUUGCCAUUGAACACAUCUGGCGACCCAGACAACUUUUUCGAAGUCCUUAAGGACGGACAAGUGCUAUGCCAGUGAGUCAUAUCUACAUAACAAAUGAAGCAUUACUUUCGAAUAUAACAUAAGUCCUUGAAAUGUUCAUAAAUAUCCCGUCACAUUCAUAUUGUUUUAUUUACAUUAUACUACAAUUAUUAUUAAUAUAUUAGGUAUACAAAUCAAUUUAUCCAUUCAAGUGUAAAAUAUUAUUUUAUAAUAUUCCAAAAUCUAAUUAAAUGACUAUAAAUUCCUCGUUAAUUUAAUUUCUUAUUUAUUGAAAUACAUUUUUUUCACAAACAUACCUAGUAUUUUUAAUUUAAAAAAUAAAUGAUGUACCUAUUUAUUAAUUUAUAGAUAAGUUAGUUAUUUUUAUUAUAUUUUAAUCUUUGGAGCACUUAACUACGCACAUUUUUUUUAAUACUUAUUUUAUUUAAUUACAUUAUUAUUUCCGGUGCCUAGAUUGGUGAACACUUUAAUUCCUGGAUCCGUUAAGAAAGUGAACACCAGCGCAAUGGCUUUUAAAUGUAUGGAAAACAUCAAUAAUUUCUUGGCUGUGGCAGUAUCUAUAGGUGUGCCUUCCCAAGAAACAUUUCAAUCUGUCGAUUUGUGGGAACGUCAGAAUUUGAACUCUGUGGUGAUUUGCUUGCAGUCACUAGGCAGAAAGGUAAAGCUUAAAAAAAAUAAUAAGUAUUAAAGUAUUGCUGAAACAAAAAUGUAUCAUAUGUUAGGCUGGUCAAUUCGGAGCUCCGAGUAUUGGCCCAAAAGAAGCAGAAAAGAACAUUCGUAACUUCAGCGAAGACAAGCUUAAAGCUGGCCAAACCAUUAUCAGUCUGCAAUAUGGAUCCAAUAAGGGAGCAAACCAAAGUGGUCUCAACUUUGGAAACACUAGACAUAUGUAAAAACUUCUCUAUCUUUUACACGUUCCAUGCCCAAAUUUUUAGACACAACUAAUGCAAACCAAUUUGCCAAACCUCCAGAUUUUAUAUGAAACUAGUACAUACAUUCCAACAUUAUAUUAUACAAUUCCUGUAACAAAACAUUCCACAAUACCAGUAUUAUUACGUGCAUUUUUAUCUAUUGAGUUUUACUUUUAUACAUAGUUUUCAUUUUUGGGCAUAAGUUCUUCUGUGUCUGCGGUUUUCAACUCAUUAGAGAUAAAAAAAAUUUCCCCAUUUUUAAUAUAAUGAUGUGGGGUUUGCAUUUAUUGAAUGAUUAUUAAAUUAUAUAAAUUAUUAACACAUUCAUUUUUAUUUUAUUAUAUUUUUUUUUGGUACAUAGUUGAAGUAUUUAUUAUGUUUAAUAUCUCUCCAUGUAAGGUUUAUGCAUUCGAUAGGACAUUUUUUUUAAUAAUCGAAUGAUCUAUAUAUUAUAUAAUAAGUUAUUAAAUUAACAUUGAAUAAAAAAUUAUUUAUUUAAA